GCCGGUGGCGGAGGCGGCCGCCAUGUCCCGCCGGGGCCCCGCUCAGGACUCGGGCACCCCCAGGCGCAGGCCGGCACGGGCCAUGGGGCCGCGGGCCGGGCAGGGGGAGGUGCAGGAGCUGCGGGAGCUGCGGAGCCGCACGGAGCGGGCGGAGAGGAGGCUCCUGGCCUGUGAGAACCUGGUCGGGGAGCUGGGCAGCAACCUGGCUGCCCUGGGCAACCUCCUGCAGGGCUACGGCCACCUCCAGCAGAGGCUGGACAACGUGGAGAACCUGCUGAAGAACAGGAACUUCUGGAUCCUGCGGCUGCCCCCGGGCUCCCGGGGAGAGGUCCCCAAGGUGCCGGUGACGUUUGAUGACAUCUCCGUGUACUUCAACGAGCAGGAGUGGGAGCAGCUGGAGGGCUGGCAGAAGGACCUGUACAGAGCUGUGAUGAGGGGCAACUACGAGACCCUGAUCUCCCUGGACUACGCCGUGUCCAAGCCCGACAUCCUCUCCAGGAUGGAGAGGGAUGAAGAUCUCUGCCUCAGAGAGGGGCAGGAGCUCCCCCAGACACAUCUGCAAGACAGUCAGGAGCUCCCCCAGGAACCAGAAGAGAUGGACCAUGUGGAAGAGGCUUUGGAGGAAGAUGAAGUCCCCAUGGACACUGACAUGGACCACGACGUGUCCAAGCCUGGUGUGCCAUCCCAGAAGAGGGAUGAAGAGCUCUGCCUCAGAGAGGGGCAGGAGCCCCCACAGAAGGAUGUGUCAGACAGUCAGGAACCCCCUCAGACAGGUGUCCCAGAGGGCCAGAAGGCCUCUCAGGUAGGUGUCCUGAAUGGUCAGAAGCCUCCUCAGACAGGUGUCCCAGAAGGCCAGAAGUCCCCUCAGACAGGUGUCCCAGAUGAUCAGGAACCCCCUCAGGCAAGUGUCCCAGAUGGUCAGACGUCCCCUCGGACAGACGUCCAGGAUGGUCAGGAACCUCCUCAGACAGGUGUCCCAGAUGGUCAAAAGUCCCCUCAGACAGGUGUCCCAGAUGGUCAGAAGUCCCCUCGAACAGACGUCCAGGAUGGUCAGGAACCCCCUCAGGCAGGUGUCCAGGAUGGUCAGAAGCUCCCUCAGACACCAGAAGAGACAGACCAGAAGAAAGCAGCUUUGGGAGAAGAUGAAGCCCCUACAGCAACUGGCAGAGGUGAGUCAGCCCUUCCCAACCUGGUGAAGAACAUCACGUCCCUGAAGGCACAGGAAGAGAAGCUGUGCAGGGAGGAUCAGCCUGGGACAGAGGUGGAAGCGGAUUUGGAAGAGUCCAGCACAGAGGAAAGCUUCUCGCUGGAGAACGAAGCGGCGUGUGAAGGAGCUUCUGAAAAGAUGGAGGUGAAGAAGGAAGAGGAGCAAGAGGUCUCUGCGCCUUCUCCCAGCUCAGACAUCCAGAAAUGCCCCAAAAACGAGAAGGCCAAGAGCAAGAAGAAGCCCAGCAAGUGCGAGAGCAGCAACCUGCUGAUGGGGAACUGCCGGCGGGGCUACGUGCGGGAGUGGUCCCACCCCUGCACCGAGUGCGGGAAGCGCUUCCGCCUGAAGAUCAACCUGAUCAUCCACCAGCGCAGCCACGCCAAGGAGGGGCCCUACGAGUGCGGCGUCUGCGAGAUCAGCUUCGCCGACAAACGCCACCUGGACCUGCACCAGAGCAUCCACAUCAAGGACAGGGCCUUUGGAGCCAAGGUCUGGGGGAACGUCCACCCGGAGCUGAGGAUCCGGCCGAGGAGGAAGUUCUGCGGAACGCUCUAUGGGGGUGGUCACAGCCUGGGCAGUGGGACGUGUGCUGGGGGGUCCUUGCUGGGCCAGCCCAAGGAGGAGCUGGACAGAGGGAGCCUGCAGAGCUCCAGGCCCUCUUGGAAAUGCACCUUUUGCAAAAAGACACUCUCCUGCAGCUUCUCCCUCCAGCGUCACCUGCAGACCCACGUGCAGAACAGGCCCCACUGCUGCAGCACCUGCAACAAGUGCUUCACCCGCAGCACUCACCUCGUGCGCCACCAGAAGAUCCACGAGCGCCAGAGAGCCCAGGCUGCCCAACUCCAGCACCAGGCACCCGGGUCCCCGGGGGCUCCUGAGGGUGGGAACGUUCCUCGCCCACCGACCCAGGAACCCGAGAGGAACGUUACUCCUGCAGCCAAAGCCCCUGCGGCCAACGGGCUCCCGGAUGGCUCUGGACAACCUGGAUCGCCGGGUAGAAGCUGCCAGGGCAGGGCUGGGAAAGGCAUCCAGCCCGUGGUUAGACUGGGAAGUAGGGCAGUGGUUUCGGGAACGACGGAGAAAUGACACCGGGAGCCAUCCCAGCUACUUGUGUCCCUGGAGAGAAACCACGGGGGGUUGUGAACCACCUGUCUGGAGUUUAGGAGCUUUCCUUAAUUGUAGAAGGGAGCAAAAGCUUGGAUACCACCGCAGAGAGCCAACUGCUGAAGCCUCCAGUCAUCCCAAAUGCUUCACCAUUCCUCAGGCUCUCCUGUCUGCUGGCUGAUGCACAGAGCUUCCCCAAGCUGACCUUCCUGGGAGACCUCCAGGUCCAUCUCCUGCAGCUGAACUGCCAACAGCAGCUGAGCUCCCCUGUUAGGUGAUGCUGGAGCUGACCCUUUGGAAAGACAAUUCCACGAUGAAGAAGACAGGGAGAAAGGAAUCCAGCUGCUGAGCCAGGUGGGAUUCCCAAGGAGUUUUCACUGACCGAGUUUCUUGACCAAGAUGCUGGAUGAAGAGAACGUGGCAUCUCCAACACCCCCAUCGUGUCCUGGCUGCGCUGGGGGAUCACCCACCCUGCUGAGAUCCACCAACCCCUCCAUCAGGCUGGGAACACCCCAACAUUCCAUCAAGAGACACGUAGAAAAAAUCCAUCCACAAUCAUUUUCCACUUGUGAGGGUGCUGUGCCUGUUCCCGAGGUUCUUCUGUCGUCGAGGCCAACCUGCCAGAGCCAGGAACCCCCUGGAGAGCUGAUUCCCUCAGGACCAGCCUGCACAGGUGGAGUCACUUUAGAAACAUUUAACGGGUGGGAUCACCCCAGAGCUCCUGCUCGGGACCAGGGACUAGCCCCUCUGCUCGGAGCCAUGGCAGAAGCUCCUUCUCUCCAAACUGCAAAGUGUCCCCUAGUGCCACUGUCACUAAUCCUAGGGAGACUGGUUCUGCAGACCGGGUCUGCUAGCUACCUCAAGCGUCUUGUGGAGUGAGACCUGCCCGAGGGCAGGCAGGGCAACGGGAGCCUGGCAAGCCAUGAGAGCCGGGCUGGAUGUGGCUCCAGUGUCCCCAGGGAUCCCUGGAACCAUGUGUGUCCACGGCCAGAGCCCUGUCUCAUUGUUGGGAAGCAGGAACUGGGUGCGGAGCGAGGAAGCGGGCCCUGGUGGCAUCGCCGUGCAGACCCAGCGGAGCAGCUGGUGGGACUCCUGAGAUUAGUUUUCCAGAUCUUUUUGUUGAUUGUUGUGUUUUUUUCUUCCCAUCAAGUUGUUUGCUGUA
Apus apus (common swift) is the source of this 3473-nucleotide messenger RNA. Its product is annotated as zinc finger protein 282-like. The transcript is spliced from 7 exons. Lineage: Eukaryota; Metazoa; Chordata; Aves; Apodiformes; Apodidae. The record is from RefSeq and is a predicted model, not a curated record. The coding region runs from base 23 to 2293 and encodes 756 amino acids. Gene Ontology annotation, biological process: regulation of DNA-templated transcription.